UUCCAGCGAGCAGCCACAGCAAGCAAUGGAUGUCCAGCCUCUCCACGCCCCUGCAUCCAUGAUCAGGCAUCCGCCGACGGUGAGCCAUCACGCCCCCACGCCGCUUUCUUUGGCCAUGCGGAAAGCGGCCGGCGUGCAUUCCAUGCCUGGCGGGCACAACUCGGCGGCCUCAGUGGCGACCCUGGGCACCACGGAGAGCGUCCCGUUGAGAAGAGUUAGAGAAAUCCUUCAGAAACGAGGCGACGAGAGGUAUGGAGGGGAUGGGCUGCCACUGGGUGAUGGGUCGUCUGCGUUGUUGCGUAAUGGCGGUUGAUUUGUGGUUUAUGUUGCGUUCGUUUGCUGCAGGACAGAGGAUGAGAUAAGGCAUGUGUUCAACUACAUGGAAUUGAAUCUCGACUGCGCGUUCCUCAAGAAGCUCGACCGCAAUGUGCGCAUCGAGUGCUGCCGGCGAUAUGCUUACGAGGCGUGCUUGGCAGGACAGAAUGUCUUCCUGGAGGGAGACGACGGAUCUACCUUCUACGUCAUCCUGCAAGGCAACGAGACGACACUAAUGCCAAGGUUUCCACACAAGUGACCGUGUCUCUGCUUUGCAGGCAGCGUGUCGGUCUACAUCGCCGACCGCACCGUCGAGGACUCAUCCCCUUCCCCGCCACCCCCAUUCAUUCGGCCAGCAAGAGACAAGAGAGUCUCCAUCACCAUGGAGCCGGUCAGCCCCAUGCAUACAUCGCAGAUGCUCGCGACACUCAAACGCAAGACCACAUCGACCGCCCUGGCCCAGUCGAGCAAAGUUAAUGGGCAGCAGACCGGACGGGACAGUUCCGAGGACAGGGCGAGCCUCAGCUGCAGUCGGCCUGCGUCAGCCAGUGGCGAGAGGGAUGCGGCGGAGCGGCCAAUGCUUUGGAGGGGGCUGACGCGAUCGAUCACCAGGAUGAUGACCAGGUCGCCCACCAUGCUCACCGAGAGCAGAAUGGGUGAGCUGGUGUCAGUGGCACCGGUGAUGUGGAUGUUUUGUUGGAUGCUGCAGACCAUCCGAGCCCCAGGAUGCGCCGAGGUCCGACCAACCCUUCGCAGAUGAAGUUGGUGGCCAAGAUGAAGGAGGGCGACGCAUUCGGGGAAAUGGCACUCCAGACAGACGGCAAAAGGUAUGCAUGCUGGCUGCUCUGCUUGCUCGUCUUCAUUGGCGAGCAGAUGAUCCUUGUUGGUUUUCUUUGUGUCGUGUCAGAAAGGCCACCAUCCAUGCCGACACUGACUGCCAGUUCGCCACACUCGAGAGAGACGACUACAAGGUCAAAACAGGAAUGCAGCGCUCUCCAGCGACGCUGUGUGGAUAUGAGGUGUUGCGUACGCAUGUGGUGCGACAUGCCAUGCAGAGCGUGUUGUCUGAGUUCAUGACCCGGCAGCAUCAGCGCAAGGUCGCCUUCCUCGCACUCGUUCCUCUCUUUGCUGAGUGGAGCCCGACCUCGCUUGACCGACUCGCCAACGCCAUAUAUACUCGCGAGUGCAAGAGAGGCGACAUCAUAUACUCUCAGGGCGACCACCCGUCAGAAAUAUUCCUCGUCAAGGAAGGCGAUUUUCAGGUCAAAAACAGAAGCAGCGACAAGACGGCGUGAAUCAAUCAGGUCUGUCUGUCUGUCUGUCUGGACAGAUGCGCAAGAGCGUCAGCCGCAAGCGGCCGUUGGAUCGUCAGCUUGAGUCAAUGCGUCGAGUGGAGAUGAAGACGCCAGGCAGGCCUCGCUCGCCAUCGCCGUCACAGGCCAAGGUGAACAAGGACGGCGAGAGGACCAAAGGAGGCGGAGCCAAGCAGCAGAUGGACACCGAUGGCAGUGUGGCGGUGGCGCUGCUUGGCAAGCCGCAGUUCUUCGGCUUUGAGGAGUAUGUGGCGGGAGGGCCGGCGAGGCCGAGGUUCUCGACAGUGCUGUGUGCAUCGGGUGGGUGAGGGAGGGACACCACAAACACAGUCCAAUGUACUGCACAUGACCUUUUUCUCAUACGGCUGGUGUCUCUGUGCGUUUGUUUGUAGGGCACGGAGAGGUGAGUGCCAGACGAUUGUGCUGAAAUGCGCCGCAAUCAAUGCAUUUUUGUCUGCAGUUGUUGUCGCUGCCCGGCAACCAGCUAAUCAGCCGUCUGGAUCUCUCUCGCAGAAGAUUUCUCGCUAACGCAAAGGAGGCAGCCCAAGACUUCAACCUGUCAGUCCGUCACAAUUUUGCAUAACACAUGCUCGCAAACCAGACAGCUUUUGUGCUUCUCUUCUUCAGGCAGCGGUGGUACCUCUUUGCGCUCAUUCAGCGUGUCGCCGACAUCGUUCAGAAGGUGGGGGCACCGGCAAAUAUCACCAGCCAAUGCAGCCACCAUCUUUGCGUCAUUCUCUCUGUCCCUUGUGCAUCCAAUCAUCCAGUACAGCCCCGCCACCCGAUUGUUUAUCACGCACUUUGUCCGUCAGAAAGGAGAGAAGAUGCAGCUGGCGUUACCACCGCCCGGGGCGAGUGAGGACGAGAGCGGCACCGGCGAUGAGGGCGAGGACAGUGAGGAGGAGCAGGGCGGCAGUGGGAAGGGUGUCCUGCUUUACGAGAGACCCACCGUGAACGAAGGGAUGAAAAGGAAGCUCAAAAGGAAGGACCGAGUGCUGCAGGUGGGAGAAAAGAAUGGAGAGUCCCCAUCGGAGAGAGACAUAUCGAUGGAUCUCAUGGAUCUCAUUCCAUGUGUGCCCAUUUGUGUCUUCAGCGGCGCCACUUUGCCCGUGUCAAGAGGUAUAAGGAAGUGGUCAACGCCAACUACCCACCGGCCUCGCGUCCACACAGCGCCGAGGCCUCUAUAGGCCCCUCGAAACUCGGCCCUCGUCAGCAAGUGCUCGAGGCCAUCAGUCCCGACCCUCGGGACCUCCAGCUGGCUACUCAACGGGUGGGUGGCGAUGAGAGGAAGCGAAAUGCGUUUGCCCCUCCUUUGCACACGUCAUGUGUUGCGCACAGCUUUCCAGCGGCGUGUCGCGUUUGCUGCCGAUCGACGAGCGGCUGAAGUUUGUGGAGCUGCCGCCAGAGUGCAACCCCGACUUCCCGGCAGGCUAUCAGGACCCCACCACAGCCGACCGCCUCCCAUCGACCAAGAUCCACGCCGUCCCCAACGGCCGUGUCCGCCUCUCAGGCGGCAAGCGGCUGCAGCUGAAAUGCGCCUUCCUCUCACUCGCUCGAGCACCCGCUGACCAAGAGAGACAGAGGUUGAGCACUGCAGAUGCCCGCCCAUACAUGGAGCAGCCAAUGAUCAGUCAUCCGCCAGUGGCUACCGCACGUCCCUCCGCUGCGAAGGAAGAGACAGAAAGGAUAGUGGGCAGGGAGGUCACUGCCGCUGCCGUCGUGAUACAGGAGGAGAAGCCAGUCCGUGUUUCGACGGAGAGGGUCGAGAGGAGGAGGGCCGCGCGGCUGCUGGAGAGAAUGGUCAAGAAGGAUGUCGUACAUUGCGCAAGAUCGCCAUUCUGGAGCUCACAAAAGCCAGGUAUGCCUCAUGCCACAUGCCACCCACGCAUGUCCGUGUCUCGGCUGUCUCUUUGUCUGUCAGCCAAGGCGCCCCCCGCCCCGGCCUUCGCCCGCUGGACGGACACGGAGGCGGCAGCGAGUCAGAGCCAGGGGCUGGGUCAGCACCCCGCCCUGUCGAUGAGCGUGACGGAUGAGUCCCCGCGGUCCAGGAUGCUGAGGGAGAAGGCACAGGAGAAAUUCUCACUCAUGAUGGGCGGAUUUGUCAUGCCGCACGCAAGGUGGGUGCCAGCCAGAGCCAGUUGUGCCAGAGGAUGUGUCCUUUCGUCCGUGCUGUCCUUUCAGGUACCGUGAGGGCCGCAUUCCUGACCUGCGAGGGAUCGCGGACACGUGCAUUGGGCCUCUGACGUCACUCCCGCCCCCCCUCAUCACGUAACUGAGAAGAGAUGCAGAUGCAGAAGCAGGCCUUGUGUUCGUUGCUUGUCUUCAGUGAUCAGUCGGCUCGGCGCCGGUCUUCUGCGGUGGCGAGUGCGGUCAGCUCGUCAGUCGUCUUGAGCAGGAGGAGCAGCGCCGCCGUGGGCGGCAUGACCAAACAAAUCAGCUUCAACCUCCAAAAAGGGGCAGCUGGUAUGAGACACAUACGUCUCUCGAGCAUCCUCUCUAUUCGAUUGUAUGAGCGUCUCUUCUCUGCAGCCGAGUCGCCCACGAGCAAGCGCAUCAGCCUUAGCCGGCUCAACAGCGGCACACUGGCCCGAUUGAACCUGCUCAGGCAGUACGCCAACCAGCCGUCGGGCAGCCAGUUUCUGAUGCAGGCACUGGACGAGAUGAAAGCAGAGGAGCAGGAGGGGGAGGAGGCGGAAGCCUCAAGUGAAGAAACAGAGGCCAAGAAACCUGCAGCAGUGAAGACAGAGGACACAGCAGCCGGUGGGCAGCCUGCCGAGCUAGACGAGACGUGGAAGGCCAAGCCGGCAGACACGGUAAGCUGAUAGCAACAAACGUGCAUCCAAUUUCUCUCUGUCGUCCUGCAUCCGUGAAUGCAGGUCCGCAGCCCGAGUCGCUUUACUCGCCCCUCCCCUCCCUCUCUGCCGCUCACCCAGCGAUCCCUCAGACACACGCCGAUGUCCUCACCCACAUCACGGCAGACCUCCCCCCGGCCGCCACUCGAGGGCCCAACGUCCAUCCACACCGAUGAGGGCUCAGCCGCGGGCUCCGCGCAGCACGACGAAAGCGCGACUGAGAGGUCUGUGUCUCCAAUCAUGGCCACUCAAAACAGGCCGGGCCGGCUGAGCGCUAGUGUGGUGCUUAUCCCUUCACCGAAGAGGCAGCCCGCGGCGGCGAGGGCAAGGGAGAAGAGAAGAAGGACGACCGCGGCGGCGAAAAAGGCGUCUCCCAAGAGGCCCCCGAAGAGCCCGACGUAUCAGUCUCUCUGCGAACAGGCCCUCAUAGCCCUGUCUCAGCAUCCAUCCCAGUCACCCGUCGUGCCCCGGGCGGACAUCUUCAGCACAAGGCCACACUCAGAGUACCGGGACAAAAGGAGCCCCUCGACAAUAAGACCGCCGCCUCCGAAGAAUGAGACGGUCGCCCUGUACAACUUCCAGUACCGAGAUGCGUUUCGGCUGAUGGACGAGAGGAAGAGUCUGAGGGGCAACCUGACAUUCAGAUAGCGAGACACAUAGUUGGUUGCGGUCGUUUUGCGUGUACCUGCUCGCUGGGAGGUGGCUGUAUGUGUGCAUGGUGCAUUAAUACAUGCAUUUGUACGUGCAUAUAUUCGUGUUAUAGCAGCAGCGACAGAUGUCCUCUUUUGACAGCCAUGGUUGACUCAUUUCUGUGUGAAUGCAAUUCAGCG
Molecule: messenger RNA, 5310 nt
Organism: Vitrella brassicaformis
Lineage: Eukaryota; Vitrellaceae
Source: the annotation of a GenBank genome assembly